Messenger RNA from Perkinsus marinus ATCC 50983, 2580 nucleotides. RefSeq lists its product as hypothetical. The record is from RefSeq and is a predicted model, not a curated record. Gene Ontology annotation, biological process: protein modification by small protein removal. NCBI's taxonomy places the organism in Eukaryota, Perkinsozoa, Perkinsida, Perkinsidae. Bases 1 to 2580 code for a protein of 859 amino acids. The transcript has 23 exons. Gene Ontology annotation, molecular function: peptidase activity; calcium ion binding.
AUGCGUAGAGCCAGGUCGACGACCCCCACCAACACUAGAGGUCAUACUAGAUCACCUACGGUUACAGCAUCCAAUGCGAGUAUACUAAGAUGGGCAUCAUUGACGGCUACUGAACAAGAGCAUCUGGCGAGUAUACUCGACAAUCAUGGUAUACAAUUCCGUAAAAUAAUGGCUAGGGGUGGCCACGUGUUCGAGGCCUUUGGGGACACUGGUCAUGAUCGGCGACAUCCUCCCGCAGUGUUCAACACUGACCUAGACGCCAGUGGUGGAGGGAAGCUACAUAGGACGAUGGAAGCCUUCUAUGCUGAUAGGGGUGUUAAGGAUGCCACUGUGCAAGCAGCUAAGGCAUUGCAGUCUACAGGACAAUCUCAAACAUCAGUCAAUUGGCUUACUGAUAGACUAGGCUUGCGUAGACUCACCGAGCAAGGUACAUUGGAGACCUUACUGCUGGCACAUCGUUCUAGAGAGGCUGAUAUGAUGGUUGAUAAGUCAUCCAAGUCUGUAAAUCAUCCUAUCAUAAUACAGCUGCCACUCAGUGAUAUCGAGUCCCUGGCUAAAAAGUACAUCGCCCUCUGGGUCUAUCACCAUCAACGUCCUGAAGUCCUUGCAGCAACGAGGUCUUCGCAGGGGCCAUUGGGUUCUCCUGCUCCUGCUGCUGCUGUACAUGCCGGUGUCCUACCACAGGACCCAUCCACCUCAUACGAUGACAAUGGAGUCUUGAAUGAGUACAUGUCCCCUAGUGACGAUGGUCAAUCUAUCAUAUCUGACUACCUACAGUCAAUACAACAAUAUCGUAAGGCUCGACAAGAGCUAGAGACAAAAGCAGCAGCUACGGCAAUACCAGGCCAACAUACGUUGGAAGGUAGUCAUAAAGCAGCAGAGCUCACUUGGGUUGUGGCUGAUAUGCUACAUGCUUGUCAACGCUCGAUGAUCGACUCGGUCAAAGAGGCACGGCAAUCAUCCCGUCAUCCUUUGAAGCUACCAUGUCGUGACUUUGAUGCAGCAUUAGAGCCCUGUGUUCACACUCUAUUACGAGAGGAGAGUACACUACUCGUCAGUAGAAUAGAUCCUGCUAUCAGUGAUAUACGACUACCACCAGCCUCUGGACCACUAGUAGCUGAUGCUCUGAAUGCAGUGGCGAGUCAUAUUACGACUACUGCUGAUGAGCUAGUGCAGAUUAUUAUGGAUGGCAGUGUUGAUAAUUGGAUAACGGCACUCAGCAGUCUUCUCCUAUUUCAACAGUCACCACAGCCAAUUGACAAGGAUGGGAUAUUGAACGCAGAUACACCUGUUUACCAAAAACUAGUACGAUUGCGUGAUUCUAUAUUAGCUGAUGAAUCGGGCACUUUGAGGCAGGCAGCAGUACGUGAGUUCUGUGAGACCCUACUGUCUAGUUCCGUACUAGAGACCUAUUGUGCUCAAUUAACGAGGCGUGAGCUCCUUGAGAUAUAUGAGAUAGAGAUCAUGUUCCGGGUUCAGGAUAAGGAUGGUGAUGGGAGAAUAGAUGCAGCAGAGCUUGCUGAUGUCUGGAAGGAUGCACUAAGGAAGGGCAGAUCUAUCGAUGCAGGGUUGAUGGCUAGUGAGGUUGCACGUACGUUGGACAUUAUGGAUAUCGAUGGUGAUGGCACUGUUGAUCUAGAAGAGUUCAAGCAUGCUAUGCUGGUCAAUGGUACUAUGCCUCACCAUCUUAUGGAGGUCAAUGAGCUCCUGCGUCGAAAGCUACAGAAGGAUCCUCUUCUACUCCAUGACAUUAUUGACGAAUUCGUGCGGCUAGACACCAGCGGUGUAGGUAUCCUCUCGUAUCAAGAUAUCUAUGAUGGAUUACUAUCUCGCCUUGGUGACGAUGGCAAAUCUAAGAUAGAGGCAUUGAGAGAUAUGGAUCUGGAUGGUAGUGGGUCCAUCGACUAUUAUGAAUACCUUUACUAUACGUUGGGUAGACGUAAGGAGAAAGUUGAGUUAUUAUUUUAUGAUAUAUCCAACGGUGCCUCUAGGACCUUGGGCCCAAUACUAUUCGGCCAUAGAGUUGAGGGUAUCUGGCAUACAAGCAUAGUCGCAUUCAAUAAGGAAUGGUGGUAUGGUGGCAAUGUAUUCCGUAGUGUACCGGAGACCACACCCUUUGGAACGCCUAUCAAGCGUAUCCAACUUGGCUACACCCUCCAUACUCAGCGAGAACUCUAUAAUGUGCUAGUGGAAAGGCUGUCCUUGGAGUACACUCCGGAGAGCUAUGAUGUUAUGACCAACAACUGCAAUAACUUCACUAAUGAUGUGUCGAUGUUCCUACUACACAAGGGUAUUCCACAAGACAUAUUAGACCUACCUUACCGGCUCAUGAGUAGUGGUCUGGCUAGGAUACUCAGACCCUUCCUUAAUCAUUGGCUUGGUGGCUUCGGUGAUGACGGUGUAUCCAAUGAGGAGAACCUUCUACACAGCCUAGCUGAUAAGCUAGCAUCUGGUGACCUAUCCGCCGUCAACACUAUGGUUCAUUACUCACCACAAGAGGCUGGUGGUUCACCACAGAUUGUACAGAUAACUGCGGUGAAUAGGAAAAAGAAAACUGCUACUGUCAGACGUUUCGAGUAG